Messenger RNA from Cinara cedri, 765 nucleotides. NCBI's taxonomy places the organism in Eukaryota, Metazoa, Arthropoda, Insecta, Hemiptera, Aphididae. The record is from the annotation of a GenBank genome assembly.
AUGCGGCCCGUGUUCGCGGAUUCCGAUUUAAUCGUUAACCCGGUCGUUCCGGUGCCCCGCGGCCGAACGUUUUGGCCGCCAAAUGGUCACCGCGAUCGGCAAUCGGCGCGCGCACGUUUUCGUCACGGAGUGCCUUGCCGGACCGGACGAUGUUGGGUUACGGCCGUCGCGGCGCCUUCGACUCGACGCGCGUUUCUGCCGGACCGUACGGCGUCCGCCGAGCAUCCGACUCCGGUAACAGUUUUCGCUGCCGGCGACCGUGUCACGCCGUCACGGGCGCCGGUCGCACGCCGACCGCGGCUUUGGGAACAGAGACGCGCGUUAAAUUUAGCCGCUUACCGCGAACCCCUUCCCGAAACAGUUACCGAUAGCGCGCGAGUCGAUAUCGCCACCGAAUACCCGCCGACCGGUUCGUUAAACGUGUACUCGAUGCACGCCGAAAUCGCGACCCCCGCGGACCGCUUUCCGAUAGCUUUUCCGGAAACGUUCGACCCAUUAUUGCCUCCGAAAAUCCGCCGGUCAGUGUAUCGGAACGCUUGCCAACUUCUUUCGGAACCGAAACCUCCCACGAACCCUACUCUCCGAUUGCCGCUACCGGUAAUGCGCAUCCCGAGAACGCCGCCGAAAACACGGAAAUCAGAACACGAGUACCUCUCCAUUCGGAAUCGCUACUUCCCGAGAACCCUCAUCUCCGAACACCGCCCAAUAGUGGACCGCACCACGGAUUGUAUACAACCUGCAGAUGUGAAUCAAACGUGCAGAUAA